GCUAUCUAAUACUAUAAUACCAUGAAAGUAUUUUGCUUAAAGAGGGGAAGCUCACCUUUUAAAUCGAGGAGUUUUGUUAUUACAAUUACUGGUUUAAUUAUCACUGUAUUUAUCUAUUUGUUAUCCAUGACAGUGCUAACAAAAGAUAUAAAAAAUACUCAAAAUCUUCAGAAAGUAACCAAAAAUAAUAAAAUUCAUAUAGUUUCACUGAUUGAAGGUGAUAAAGACUUCAAUUAUAUAAAUGUACUGAUCAAAUCUAUACUGUAUCACCAAAAACGUUUUCAUUGUCAAAAUAACAAAUGUUGUCUUGGUGACUUGUGCAAACGAAGCAAGACUGUAAACUUUCCAUGUUCACAUAAGAAAAUACUGAAGACCGAUGGUUCGAUAACUUUCCAUUUUAUUACUGAUAAACCCACACGACUGAAAUUUCAAAAAAUGGAACAAAGUUGGCAAUUGAUAAAUGUGAAAUUCCAAUUUUACGAAUACCAACAUUAUUUGGAUAAAAUUGACGGGGUUCUAUCAAAACGUUCUUCAGGUAUUAAAUCUUGUUUAAAAUUAUUAUUACCCGAAAUUCUUCCGAAAAGUGUCAAACAGGUCAUCGUUCUUGAUACAUGUUUGCUGUUAAAUACAGACAUCAAUGAAUUGUGGGAUCAUUUCAGAUAUUUUAAAUCUUCUCAUAUUUUAGGAGUGACAAUGGAACAAAAUCCCGAGUUUGAGGUUGUCAUGAAGAGUCUAAUUAGAGGCUGGAGAGGUUAUGGAUAUAAUAGCGGAGUUGUUUUAAUGGACUUAGCUAAAUUACGUUCAGCAGCAUGGAACCAUUUAUGGAUGAGUGCUAUUAAAUUCGUUAUGAAGGCAACGCGUUAUUUGUCAGCUGGGGAACAAGGUGUUAUAAAUUUAAUCAUGUUUAGAAACAAUGAGACAUUUUACAAAAUACCAUGUGAAUGGAACAUACAACUCAGUUCAGGUGUUGAUGUACACAGAUGUCCAGUUAGUUGGUUGGCUGAAAAUUCUCUGUUAAACAACAGGGAUUUAAUGUAUGGGAAACAACCUAAAAUUGUGUACUUAAACCAUCAAGUAAAACCGGAAUAUCUGGACUUGGAAAAUAUAUUAAAUGUUGAUACCAAUGUAUCACUUACGAAUUAUAAUGCUAACUUACUCUACAUGGUGUAUCUUAAAGAAUAUUUUAAAUAUCGACAUAUCAGUCAAAAAUGUUUCUAUUAAACCCGGAAAAAUGCAUUACAUUUACUGGAAAGCAUUUUCUGUUGUUACAGUUAUAUUUGUAUACCCUUUAUAUGAAGCUGAUAUGUACACAUAUAUCCAAGUUGAAAAAAAUUUCAUUAUUAAAUAAAUGAAUCAUUGUAAAUCCAAGUUUAUGGUUGAUAGUUUUUAAUCUCAGUUUACUUAAAUCAAUUGUUCUUCAAAAUUCCUUUUAUCCUCUAGGUACUCUUUUGGCAGCAUCAAAUUACAUCUCAACUUUUGACAUUCUCACCGUCAGCCAAUAUAUAAUAUAGUGAAACCAAAGAUUCCAGGCUAAAUAUCUUAAUGAAUUCUUUAUUCGCAGUUCUAAGAAGUCCCAGAAUAAAAUUUUCGUAGUUUAAUAAUGCCUGAAUAGUUCAAUUAGAAAGGGAAGUCUAUCAAAGUAUGUUAUACAUUUAUGCAGUGAUAUGUAUCAUGAAACUAAUUACUGUUGGACAAUAACAAAAACAUAAUGAAAACUUUAAUUCUGAUUAUAAUCUAAAACCUAUAGAAAUUAUAUAACUAUGGAAGCAUAAAG
This is a messenger RNA of Schistosoma haematobium, 1774 nucleotides long. RefSeq lists its product as uncharacterized. Gene Ontology annotation, molecular function: glucuronosyltransferase activity; xylosyltransferase activity. The transcript has 8 exons. The record is from RefSeq and is a predicted model, not a curated record. Bases 22 to 1221 code for a protein of 399 amino acids. Gene Ontology annotation, biological process: protein O-linked glycosylation via mannose. NCBI's taxonomy places the organism in Eukaryota, Metazoa, Platyhelminthes, Trematoda, Strigeidida, Schistosomatidae.